CGGACGGACGGACGCGGAGCCGCCGCCGCCGCAGAGGCCCCGACCUUGUCCGCCUUCUCGUCCUCCUCCUUCGGCGGCGCCCGCGGGGAUGAGCCGGGUGUCGUCGUCGGUGCCGGGCGGGGCGGCGUCCCCGCCGUCGUGGCUGCCCAGCCACGUCCAGGUGACGGUGCUGCAGGCGCGGGCUCUGCGCGCCAAGGGCGGCCCGGCGGCGGGAGACGCCUUCGUGGCUCUGCAGCUGGGCGGCCAGAAGUACCGCACGCCCGUGGCGCCGCAGCGGAGCGGGCCGCGCUGGGCCGACGAGUGCUUGCUCCAGCUGCCGCCCACGCCCGGCCCCGACGACCACGCCGACGACCCGGCCCUCCUGCUGCAGAUCACCGUGUGGCAGCGCGCUCUCGUCGGCACUGACCGCUUCCUCGGACGCGCCGCCGUCCCGCUGCGCCAGCUGCUCCAGCGAGGCGGAUCCCAUCCGGACCAGUGGUACAAACUCCAGUCCAAGCCUGGCAAGAAGGAGAAGGAGCGUGGGGAAAUUCAGCUGAGCAUCCAGUUCACUCGCCACAGCCUGACGGCCAGCAUGUUUGACCUGUCCAUCAAGGACAAGCCCCGGUCGCCCUUUGGGAAGCUGAAGGACAAGCUCCACGGCCGGCAGAAGUACGACCUGGAGUCGGCCUCGGCCAUCGUCCCCAGCAGCAGCGGGGCCCUCGAUGAGGACUUUGGCCUGGCAGGCAAGAAGGCCAAGGCCAAGGGCGGCUUCUUCUUCAAGAACAAGCUGCGCAAGUCCUCCCUCACCCAGUCCAACACCUCCCUGGGCUCCGACAGCACCCUCUCCUCGGCCGGCAGCCUAGUGGGCAUCGGACCCUCCGAGGCGGGCAUGGUGCCCUCGCCCAGCCGCCACAGCAGCUUCUCCACCGACCGCUCUGUCAGAGACUUCCUGCCCUCCCCGAAGCUGACCCACAAGAGGGCCUUCAGUGACGAAGCCUCCCAGUCGAUACAGAGCCUGAAGCCGCAAAAUGACCCCCUCUCCCGGUCCUCUCUCUGCAUCAAUGGGAGCCAUAUCUACUGCGAGGAGCCUACGCCAAAGCCUUCCUCCCUCUCCGCGGCGCCUGUCCCUCAGGGCAUCGCCGCCAGCAAGCCCCAUGAAGAGGCCUGUGGAUCCGAGCCCCCGGCCGCCCCCGAGCCGGACCUGCCGCCGUGGUCCAGCGGCAUCUUCCCGAAGGGGCCCCCCAAAGACCCUCCCCGUUUCAUCCCCUCCCCUCCCAUCCUGGCGGCCCAGGAGGAAGACAAGCUCUCGGUCAAGACCAUCGCCCUCAACAAGCACCGCGUCAGGGCCAGGAGGGAGGAGGAGGAGGCGGCGGCAGCAGCGGCCGCGGCAGCCCUGCACGCCGAAAGCAAGCCCAUCCAGAUCGCCACGCCCAUGGUCUUUUCCGGGGACGUCCGGAGGGUGAGACCCCAGCAGGAGGAGGACGAAGCGGAGGAGGAGGAGAAGAGGCUCUCCAAGACCGGCUUCUUCCGCCGGGGGAGCAGCAAAGAGGGCGGCGGGAAGAGCGGGGAGCCGUCCCCCCGGGUGGUGGUGGCGGCCGGAGAAGAGAGGGGCAGGAGCAGGAACAGCAGCAGCAGCUGGUUCAGCCUCCAGGAUGCCAAGGAGGUGCCCCCAAAGCCCAGUUCCCCGGACCACCCUUGUCUCUCUGAGGAUCAGGACCCCCCUCCCUUCGCCACAGCGGGAGACUUGCCGCCCGAGGCCCAGAGCGCCAGGACCCCCGAGGCGCCACCCCCGUCUCCGCCGGCCUCUGCCAGGGCCCCCCCGGAGUGGGACGACAGCUUUGACGCCUUCGCCACCAGUAGACUCCGGCCGGAAGCUCUGAGGGAGCCUCUGCCUGCAGGGGAGGGGCUGGAAGGUGUUUCGCACCCGGAGGCCCGCCUAGCCGGGAGACAGGGGGAGCCUGGCCCAGGGAGCCCCCAUCUGCUGAGCUGCCCCCCUGAGCAGGCGCUGGGAGGAGCAAGAAGAGAGAGCUUGGGGGGCCAAGCCUUGGGCCAGCCCUCUGAGAGCGAGGAAGGCCCCACUUCGGGAAAUGACGCACCGGCAGAGCAGGCCCCGGAGGACAGCGGGAGCCCCUGCCCCACCUCGGAUGAUGUCUUCUUGGAGGAGAGGCCCCCUCCGCCUCAGAGCGCAACCACCGGAAGCCCCCUGUGCGGAAGUGGCCGGGCCCCCCAAGCUGAAAGUGGGGAGGCCUCUGCGGCCGACACGCCUCGCUGGGACGCCGUGGGGCGAGAGGAAGCGGCCCUCUGCUUGGCACCGGACGAGGCGCCUGAUGCCAGCCUGAAUAUAGAGGAGGCCAGAGAGAUGCCAGGCUGGGUGGCUCAGGGGCAGGCCGAGGGACCCCCUCGGAAGCCCCCAAGGAGGUUUGUGCCCCUCAGCCUAGAGGAGGAGGCCGGCCAGCCCGCCUGGGGCAUCCAGGAGAGGCGGCAAGAUGGGGCAGCUGUGCCCGAGAAGCUGGAAGUGCCCGCAGAGGGAGGCCCCCCCAUGGACGAAGGGAGGCCUCUCCCAGUGGCCGCCUCCUCCUCCUCCCUGGCGCCACUGGUGAUAAUGGGAGCAGGUGGCGUCUGUGCCACGGGGGGCCUUGGGCUGGCAGGCGACGGCGCCGAACCUGCGGAAGAUAAUGAGCUGAGGGGCCGAGGCCUCCCUUCGGCGGGGACCCCGGGGGCCGAGCAGUUCGAAACUUGCCCUACAGAUCUCUCCUUGGGCGCAUCAGGCCUGUCUGACUCCUCGGUGUGGCAGGCAGGGGCUCCCUGGCCGCAGGGGCUCUCGGAGCUGGGGUCGCUGCAGACAGCCAAGGAGCUCCCCGCACGCAAAGAGGCGGGGGACGGGACCCCCCAGGACCCACGGCCCAGCCCAUCGGUGCUAUUCUGGACGGCCGUGGAGGAGGAGCAGCCGCCAUCGCAGGACUCGUGGCCCGAAGGACGAGGGCGAGGUCUUGGGGGGCCGGAGGAAGAUUUGCCGCCAGGAGAAAGAGGGGCUCUCUCCUUCCCCGAGGGGGACCCUGCACGAAGCCCCCUCAGCCAGAGCCUGCCUGCCACCUCGCCCCCUUUCCCCACAGUCUUAGCAGGCGGGCAGCUCAGGCAGGCUCGGGCGGGCAGCUCGCUGAGCGAGUCGGAGCUGUCGUCCAGCUGGUCAGACGACCGGGUGGUGGACUUCAAGAAGGCUGACUUUUGGCAGGCGGGCAGGGAGGAGCCUCGGGGCAGCUGGACGGACACCGCCCUGGCCCCGGGCAACCCCUUUGCCCCCUGGGCUGGGCCACCGCAGCCCCCUUCCCCGCAGAACAACCCCUUUGUGGAGAGGCCUUCCGACCCGGCAUCCUCGGAGGCGGCUGUCCUGCCCAUUUCCUGGGUCAAGGGUCUGGGCGGCCCGGAGGCUGCCCCUCGCGGCUUCUUCCUUGCCCACCCCUCCGAGGACCAACCCGCCGCUGCCCCCUUGACUUUCUCCACGCCUUCGCUGGAGGGGGCUGCCCACCCCAGCGACUUCCUCUUCCCUUCUCCCGUCCUGCACCCUGACCUGGCCAAGGGCUCCGCUGUGGCGGCCCCCACCCUUGCUCUCCCGCGGCCCAGAUCCGCCUCGGUGGCCUCUUCAUUUUCGCCCGUGGAGGCGCCACAGCCAGAAGAGGCGCCUCCUCUCCCGUGGACGGCCAGCCCCCACCCCGUGAAGCCCAUCAGUAGCUCUCCAGGGCCAAACACUCCUCGGGAGGAGAAGGAGGAGGAGCAGAGGCCAGCGGGUAGCCUGACCCCUGUCCGGAGUGGUGGCCAGGAGCGCGAGCCGGCGGGAGGAGCACCCACCUCCCAGAUGGAGAAACCGGAGCCCAAAAGGGACUCUUCCACGCUGGAUCCGUCCGCCAAGUAUUACCACCUGACGCACGACGAGCUGAUCCAGCUGCUGCUGAAGCGAGAGGCGGAGCUGAGCCAGAAGCAGGAUCAGGUCCGCGAGCUGGAGAACUACAUCGACCUCCUGCUGGUGCGAAUCAUGGAGCAAUCCCCCAGGCUGCUGCAAAUCCCCCUGGGAGGGGAGCCCAAGGCAGCCAAAUAGCGCCCCCACCCUCCUUUCCCCCGCCACACCUCUCACCCUGCAGCCCUCUCUCCUGGCUCAAGGCCCCCCUGGAAGGAGAGGCCCUCCCUUGGCUUCCUCACCUCUGGGCCACGGGGGAUUGUGUGACGCAGCCGGUUUGGAGCAAGAGGCCGUUCUCUGGAGAGACGCUCGCCUCCCGCCCUGCAAGCUUCCCAGUCCAUCGCAGCCCCCGCAGUUAUGCCCAGGGCUCAGAUCUUCUCCCCGUCCCCUGGGUUAGUGACUCCAGCUGGCUGUUGGCUCCCUGUCUGUGGUGGUGGUGGGUGUUCCUUGGAAGGGGGUGGAGGGAGAGCAGCCCGGGGGGAGUCAGCCGACGUGGCCGAAGGAUGGACUUCGAAACCAGGGAGAUGGAUUGUGCAGUAAAGACCUCCUGGUGGGCCGAGGGCACGUGCGGACCCCACCCCUGUGCUCCUUGAGGACUAGCACCGCCGAGCCUGCGCCAACCACUCGGUACCUCGCCAGGUUCACCUGCCCCCGUUGCAACUCUGCUCCCUGCAACAGCCCUGGGGGCAAGAGAGGGGCUGCCUUGGACUUGGGGCGCUGUUCUGGCUCAGCGCCCGGCACGGUUUUCAUUGCAUGCUGGAAUAUGUUGCAAGCCGUCUCCGUCUCUGCCUGCCUGCCCGUCCUUUUCCUUCUCUGCUUUGGGUGGCAGCAGGGACUUGGCAGGAGGGCACCACAGUGGCACCUCGUCCUUUUUGCACCCCCCUCCCCGCACCUGCUGCGAUAAUCAGAAGAAAAACAGUGUGCCUUUUCUUUCACGGGGAGGGCAAAUGCGCUGAAGCAGGCAUCUUCUCCAGGCUUGUGCGCUGCGUAGUUCGUAGCGACUCCUGCGCUGCAGACCAGAAGCACACGGGGGAAUGUCCUCAGCCAGGGCAGGAGAGCUUUGGCGUCAUCGCCAGAAGUCCUGGGCGAAAGUCUCUGAGCGCCCAGAGGAAGGAGAACCCUGCUCCUUAGCGGGUGACCAAAUGGUUCCUGCAAAGUGGCUUCCUGCUCUGGGUUUCCUUCUCAGCCCUGGGGGUGCCCUCAGGCCUUGCAAUGUCUCUGCUUUGCCUUGGGGUGCCCUGGCCCUUUCCUGCCCCAGGAGGAGACCUAUGCAGCCUGCACUUCCCCCCCCCAACACACACCUGGCACUUUGGGGGAUGGUGAUGCCUCCAUCAGGAAAAGGACCAAGGCGCCAGAGGCGGCAGCGCCAGCCCUCUGUUCCAUCCCUUGCGCAUCAGGAGUCUCUCUGCCCUUAACAGUGGGCCAUGGAUUUUUUCUGCCCCAUAGCCCUGGCUACCGGUCAUCCUGUGGCCUCAGCUUGACCUCCUUUCCUGGUCCAGAAGGGAGGCUGCGGAGAGUCACCCCUGCUUCUCCCAGGGCUGUGAUUGUGGACCAUUGAGGCUUUCCUUACUCUGCCCACCCUGGGAGUGCUAGAUCCCUCUUCUCUCCCCACCCCCUGCAAUGGCUGCAGGGGGGGGGCUUUCCUCCUUGCCCCCCCCACCUACAGCCUCCCGGCCAGCUCGCCCGCCAGACACAACCUCCUCUUCCCUCCCCCUUAGGCUGCUCUCGACUUGACCAGGGCUAGCGAACGGUGGCGGAGCAACUCUGGCCGGCGUUUGCGUUGCCCCUUUGUCCAGCUGCCUCCUCCGUGGGUGAUGGAGGAGCCCAGCAGAAAGGCUUCAGGCCCUUCUGGCCUUGGCAUGGCUAGGAGAGGAGACUAUGGGCAAGGAGGGGGGAGCUUCAGGGACCCAUGAGGUGGGCUGAAACAGGGCAUCCUCAGUUUGCCUGUGCAGGAGAGGGGCAAGCCUCUUGGUUGCCUGCCUGUGUGGAGGCCUCCAUGGCCUCCUUUCUGCAGGCUUCCUGCUGCUGAGCUCCGGCCCCGGAGGUCUCCUGCCUCUCCCCUGUUAACUUUGAGCUGCCCGGCCUCCUUUCUCUCCCCAGGGAGCUGGGGCUGCAAGGUUCACCCAUCGACUCCUAGAUCCCCAGAUCCCGGUGCCAAAAAUGCGCAGCUGCCUUCCUUGCUCCUUGUCCCCCUCCAGAAAUUGGGAUGCUGCCCCCCCCCAUUCAUUGCCUGGAAGCUUUAAAAGGGGGAGGAGAUCCGGCUGCCCCCAUCCCUAGAUAGUAGUUGUUGGGAAGGAUUUGCAGGGGCGUGUUUUGAGAGGGCGGGGGAAUAUUUCUGGAUUUGCAGGGUCUUCACUUUCGAGGGUGGUUCUCAUCAACAGUUUGCCUCCACUUUUCUCACGUUCUGCCAAAUAAGCCUCACGACCCCGUAGCAGGUUCCUCCGAUCCGGUGCCCUUCAGAAGUCACGGGCUGCAGCUCCCCUAAGGCUUUUGGCGGGGGCACCAGGUUGGGAAAGGAGAAAUGUACCAUUCAGUAUUUCCUGGGAGUUCUGCCUCCAGGCAAAGUUUCCUUGCAGUGUUCUGCCUGGGGUUGGUUGGUUUCGUUCAAUGGUUUGCCUGGGCUUCUCUCCUGGCCCCAAAGGGCCCCCUGGCCUGUGCCAAGCAAGCCAAGUCCCAAGGAGAGCAGUGUUAGUUGACGUCUUCCUUCCCUUUGAGCAAGUUUGGGAGCACCCCUGCCCCCCCCCCGCGUCCCGCCCUACGGGUGAAUUUUACUCCCAGUCGUGGGGUUCAUGCUGAGGUGCUCACUUGUAUUGAGUCUCAUUGGGUGAUGUUUGGUUAAAAAGAGAAAAAGAAAAGCUUGUUAUGUUUUAAGCACUUUAAAGGAAAAAAUAAAUAAAAAUAAAACGGUUGAAUUUGUUGCUUAGAAAUUCCUGGCUUGCCUUUUUAUCCCCAUGCCCCAAAUCCAAAGGUUGCAAUAACCUCAAAUGCCCCAUACGUAAAUGGGGAGCUCCGAAGUUGUAACGCUAGAACUCGGAGACAUACAAUGGAGCGGAAUGUUGGAAGUUUCAAAACAGGUGAAAGAAAUUACGCAGCACAAGAGUUAAACUACGGAACUCCCUGCCACAGGAGGCAGCGAUGGCCGCCAACUUGGAUGGCUUUAAAAGAGGUUCUUAAACUAGAGAUGCCACGGGUUCCACCCCACUCCUUGGAAGGGUGGCAGAGUGAGGAGGGGCCAGGCCAGGCCCAGCCUCUGCUGUUGUCUUUGCAGAAUUGGGGGGGGGGUACCUUCCAUCCUGCUCCUUGCUUGUCCCAACAGGAAGCACCCCCACCAGCGACUGGCGUGUCUCUGUGUGACGGGUCUCCUAAUUCCUCCCAGCUGGAUUUGUGCAGGCGGGGGGGGUGGGGGUUCCCACCCUGAUGGCUCUCAGCAGGUGCCCCUGUUGGGCUGCAGCUAAUCCAGGGGGAUGAAGGGCUGAGAGGGAGGAACGAGCCCCCGCCCAGAGUUUAGAAACUGACAGGCCAAAUCGCAGCUGAACAAUGCGAGCAGGUGGUCAAGAUCAGGGGGUGACCUGCGAGAGAAGCAGGUGCUCAGAUCCGGGAUGCCUGAACACGCCUGGGCAUCGGCCGAGCCCAGCGCCCCCACCCAGCCCGCUUCACCCUUUUGUCUGGAUGAGGCCACAGACACCCCCUCCAAUCGCUCUGUUUUCCCAGGUGCACAGAGAUCCCUGUUGACACAGCCCCAAGCCAUCUCUUCCCCAAAGGAUGCUUUCCCACAGGGGUCGUAGCACCCCCCUCCCUUUCCAGAGGGCUCAGCUUUUUCGGGGUGGGGGGAGAGGGCACAGUGCCCCUUCCCACCCAAGACUCCACCCAAGAGGCUCCUCCUCUUCUAGCAAGGCACCCGCAAGCACCCACAGAAGACCAUGGGAUGAGGUCCCACAAGCAGGAUCCGAGCACGUGGUCCUCUCCCCUCCUAUUGCUGCCCUCCCCCCAUAAAGGGAAUAAUCCCUUUGCUGACUUUCUCAGGGGCUCCUGCUUUUCUCUUGUUUUUUCUCUCUCUCUCCAGCCCUUUUCUGGUGGCUGAGAGGAAGGGCAGCGGCUGUCCUCAAGUGGGGACAUUGAAAC
Zootoca vivipara (common lizard) is the source of this 8053-nucleotide messenger RNA. It is a transcript of the gene RAB11FIP5, whose product is annotated as RAB11 family interacting protein 5. NCBI's taxonomy places the organism in Eukaryota, Metazoa, Chordata, Lepidosauria, Squamata, Lacertidae. Gene Ontology annotation, molecular function: small GTPase binding. The record is from RefSeq and is a predicted model, not a curated record. Gene Ontology annotation, biological process: regulated exocytosis. Gene Ontology annotation, cellular component: secretory granule; early endosome; mitochondrion.